Messenger RNA from Malania oleifera, 1188 nucleotides. RefSeq names its product F-box protein At5g07610. The coding region runs from base 1 to 1188 and encodes 395 amino acids. Lineage: Eukaryota; Viridiplantae; Streptophyta; Magnoliopsida; Santalales; Ximeniaceae. Gene Ontology annotation, molecular function: protein binding. The transcript has a single exon. The record is from RefSeq and is a predicted model, not a curated record.
AUGCCCAGAAGGUCUACUACCUUCUCAACUGCUGUUGCAGUAUUCGGCAAUGAUGACCUCUUAACAGAAAUCCUCAUCUGGCUGCCUGUAAGAUCUCUCAUGAAGUUCAAAUCAGUGUCCAGACGCUGGCUCUCCAUCAUCACCAACCCAUACUUCGCUCACCUCCGAAACCGAGCCCACAAGGCCACAGACACCACUGCCUCGGCCCUCUUCCUGCACCGUUCCUCGCUUCUCAUGAACCCUGAAUUCGAGUUCGUCUCCAUCGUAGCCGAAGACCCGUUUCCAGCUCCCUUUCGGUUUCUCACAUUCGUUCAUGAUCCUAGAGGGGUAAAAAUCCUGCAGUCCUGUAAUGGAUUGUUAUGUUGCUGCAGUUUCCGGGCUAGUCGGCCUAAGCGCAAUUUCUAUGUCUGCAACCCCACAACGAAGCAGUACACAACACUUCCUCGCAUUAAUCGUCCCAAAUUUAGCACUAUUUUUGGAGUAAACUUGGCUUUUGAUCCUUCAAAAUCACCUCACUACAAAGUCGUUUGUGUUCGCAGUAGCGAGUCUUCCCCCGAUCAUUAUCAGAUUGAGAUGUACUCAUCUCAGACUGGACCUUGGAGGCUCUCCGGUGAGCCUUUUACAAACUCCAACAACAUAAAUUUUGACCGUGGGGUGUUCUGGAAUGGCGCCAUUAACUGGGUUAGCUCCUGGGGAGAUUCUUUAUACUUCAAUGUCGAUAGUGAGUGCCUCGGGACGAUGCCGAUGCCUGCUGUUCCCGACGGGUGGUUCGAACGGAGGUUCUGGUAUUUCGGGGAAUCCACGAACCGUUUGCAUCUCAUUGAAAUGAAUGAUCCCCGCAGUAGAGAGUUUAAUGUUCUUGAGAUGGGAAGAGAUUACUCUGGGUGGUUUGUGAAGUACAGGGUUGAUCUUGGUUCGAUUGCAAAUGCGUUUCCAGAAAUGGUUUGGGACGAUAUGAGUUGCGCGUUCUCUGUUCUUUCUGUGAUGCGCAGAGAGAGUGAUGAAGAUUCAUUUCUGGUGGUGCACAUCCCUGGAAAGGCUAUAAGGUACAAUUUCAAGGAUGGGACUUUCAGGAAGCUGUGUGAUUUAGGGUGCAACGAUGGUGAGCAUAGUACUGGUACUAACCAUUUUUUAGAAUUUGAAUGGCGUGAUGCUUAUCAAUAUAUUGAGACACUAUCGUGCGUGUAG